This is a messenger RNA of Drosophila melanogaster (fruit fly), 823 nucleotides long. RefSeq lists its product as uncharacterized. The coding region runs from base 90 to 650 and encodes 186 amino acids. NCBI's taxonomy places the organism in Eukaryota, Metazoa, Arthropoda, Insecta, Diptera, Drosophilidae. The transcript has a single exon. The record is from RefSeq and is marked reviewed. Gene Ontology annotation, molecular function: calcium ion binding.
ACACAGUAUACGUUCACAUUCCAAGAGAGCAGAUCUCAAACAAUCGAUAUUCCUACCGACUCCCACAUCAAAAAGCCGAUAAGAUCAUCAUGUCCGGCAAACGACUUGGUAGUAUGGUGUCCUCCGCCAGUGUAAUGCAUUCGAGUGCAUCGAUCUCAAGCAGGGCUAAAAAAUCGAAAAAGCCCAAACUGCCGACCUUUGACCUGUCGCUAAGCCAGAAGGUGGACAUUAAGAAAGCCUUCGAUUUGUUCGACACCCAGUGCACGGGCUUUAUCGAAACCAAGGAGCUUCGCGUGGCCAUUCGUGCCCUGGGAUUCGAGCCGAAGAAAGAGGAUAUAAAGCGUAUGAUGGACGAAAUCGAUAAGGACAAGACGGGAAGGAUUGCCUUUAACGAUUUUCUAUAUCUGAUGCGCCUGAAGAUGGCGGAAAAGGACUCUAAUCAGGAUAUGAUGAAGGCCUUUUCCUUCUUCGAUGACGAUCGCACCGGCGGCAUAUCCUUCCUCAACUUGAAACGCGUGGCCAAGGAGCUGGGCGAACAGCUCACCGACGAGGAACUGCAGGAGAUGAUCGACGAAGCCAACGUUUCCGGUGAUGGUGAGGUUAGCAAGGAGGAGUUUCUCAACCUUAUCAAGAAAACCAAUCUCAUCUAGUUGCAUUACGUUUAAAUUUAUUCCGCAAUUCAUUUGUGUAAACGGGAAACGACGUUGUAUAUAACCCAUAUAGAUUUACUCAUUUUUCAGACAGACACAUCAAUCUGACUCGAAACCCAUUACAGUGAAGAAGUUUGGAUAUGCUUCGGUUCAAUAAAGCUUCGCAUUGAAUU